GAUGACGACGUUCACAACUGACGAGCGGUCAUUUACGUUAGGACGGACACGGACGGCAAUGGAGGAGAUGAUGUAGCCCGCGUAUUGGGCGAGCGGGCAGAGUUACAACUUUUGACUUUGAUGAUAAGUGGAGUUGGAUGUGGCCCGACUCGAACUCAGCUUUUAAGAAGGUUGAUUAAGUGGUAAAAGGGUCACCUGUUUUUCGAGGUUGCUAGUAUCUUGGUGGGGGCCGCGGUGAUGGACUCACGAACCUCGUACCUAUGGAUCGAAUCUGACCUCUGGAUACAAUUUUCUAUCCCCCAGAUCUUUCUUGAAAAUAUGAAUGAAAAAUUGCGGAUGUAUGGGUGAGAUCCGUGCGAGCGAUCCCACCGGAAACAAACCCCAGGCCUUGGCGCGCAACUGCCAAAACCGAACUCCAUAAACCGUUUUACGCAGCGAGUCGUCGACGUAGGCGGAGAAACAACUGAGAAGUGACCUCAAACUUCCAUAUAAUUUCUUCAAGACCGAACUCUGCCAUCUUCAUCUUCCUCCAUCCUUCACAAUCCACAGAGCUUUUCGCUUCUUCGAUCACGCAUCUCUCGCUCCUCCCAUCUUCAAGCGUCAUCUCUUGAAGAAGGAUUAGAUAGGUCCCGACGCUCGCAAAAUUCACCGGAAUUCCCAAGAAACGGACAAAGACGACGGUCCUGCUGCAUAUUGGCUCAAGAGGACUCAAUUUCCGGGAGGGAUGGCGAUACGCCGCCUGAUUUUGCUUCUCGUUUUGGCUGUGUUCUCGGCAUCACUGGAUUUGCCGGCUUCUGCAUUCACAGAUCCUCUUGAUGCUACAACGCUUCAUGGGCUAUAUGCAGCCUUGAACUACCCUUCACAGCUGAAAGGCUGGAGAUCGGAUGGUGGGGAUCCAUGUGAGGAAUCAUGGACAGGAGUGGCAUGCUCUGGCUCGUCUGUGAUUUACCUUAAACUCAAUGGACUAAACUUGAGUGGUUCUCUAGGAGACCAGCUUUAUAAUUUCCACAAUUUGAAGCAACUGGAUAUGAGCUCCAACAACAUUCAGGGUGAUAUCCCCUAUGGUUUACCUCCUAAUGUUACUCAUCUCAACUUAGCAUGCAACAAGUUGAUCCAAAGCAUUCCACAUUCAUUACCUUCCUUGAAAAAUCUACGGCACCUGAAUCUGAGCCACAAUUUGUUCUCUGGAUCUAUUGGCAAUGUUUUCAUUGGAAUGCUGAAUUUAAAAGAAAUGGAUCUCUCAGACAAUAACUUCACUGGGGAUCUGCCAAGUUCGUUCCAGUCUCUGACAAAUCUUACUGGACUGUUCCUGCAGAAUAAUGGAUUUACUGGAGCAGUGAUCUUACUGGCUAACCUUCCUCUAAUCAACCUAGAUAUACAAGACAAUCACUUCAGUGGUGUCAUUCCUAAGAGUUUCCAGAACAUACCAAAUCUAUGGAUCGGCGGAAAUAACUUCCAUGGAGCUGAAUCUCCACCAUGGAACUUUCCUUUUCAAAAUAUGUCUCUCCAAAGUAACGUUAGUAGUCCUCCAACAUCACAGUCAAGUGCUGUUGAGAACUAUCCCUCUCUUAACCCACGUUCGCACAAGAAGGGAAAAUGGGGCCCUGGUGGAAUUGCAUGCAUCGCCGGUGGAGGCACUUUAGUAGCAAGCUGUGCAGCUCUUGUAAUUGCAAUCCAAAUUCAUCGAGCUCGUGCUCAGAAAGAUAAACUCUUGGACAGACCCAAUAGCUCGUUCCAUUCUAUAUCCCUCAGAACUGUCGGAGAAGAGAGCCCACCAAUCUUGCCUUGUAUCCCACCACCAACUGUUAGCGCAAGGCCUGUACCUCUUGCUCUCCUUGCGGGUAAAGGAAAUAGAAAAAGCUUUUCCAGGAAAUGCGAAGCCCUUGAAUGUGUGAAGAUUUACAAUGCUGCAGAACUUCAAUUCGCCACAAAAUGCUUCAGUGAAGAGAACUUUAUCUGCGAAGGAUCCAUUGGCCCUGUUUACGAGGCUAAGCUACCUGAUGGCCAGAUAUUGGCCGUGGAGAACAUCAACAUGGCAUCACUGUCUCUCCAGGAAGAAGAACAAUUCUUGGAUGUGAUCUGCUCUGUCUGCAGAUUGAGGCACCCAAACAUCAUUCCACUCAUAGGUUAUUGUACAGGACUUGGACGGCAUUUGCUGGUCUAUGAGUACGUGAGAUAUGUGACCCUCGAAGAUGCUCUGCAUGGCGGAAAGUACAAGCCUCUAUCAUGGAGUUCACGUGUUCGGAUUGCCCUUGGAGUCGCUCAGGCAUUAGACUACAUGCACUCCACAUUUUCACCUCCCGUUUCUCAUGGCAAUCUAAAGGCUCGCAAUAUUUUGCUUGACGAGGAACUCAGGCCACGUAUAUGUGAUUGCGGAGUUUCUGUUCUGAGGCCACUUACAAGCAGUACCGUCAAGCUUAAGGCUUCUGAAAUUGCUAUUGGAGACACCGGUUAUAUCGCACCUGAACACGGUCAACCAGGCAUUGACAACACUAAGUGUGAUAUCUAUGCCUUCGGGGUGCUGCUUCUGGAGCUGUUAACUGGGAGGAGACCUUUCGACAGUUCAAGACCUAGGGAAGAAAAAUAUCUGGUGAAAUGGGCUUCAUCCCGGCUUCAUGACCGUGAUUGCUUGGAGCAGAUGGUCGAUAAAAGCUUUGAAGGAACACUCAGCUUUCGGGCUCUCUCCCGGUUGGCUGAUAUCAUAUCCGUCUGCAUACGGCCUGAGAAGGAAUUCCGGCCGGCAAUGUACGAAGUAGUUGAAUCUCUGUUGUAUAUGCUGGAAAGGAUCGGCAUCACAGAAGGCAAUGCCACAUACGGCGGUGACCUUGAACCUUAUGAAAGAUCCUUCCGCUCCACCCGCACGCGCUUUGUGGCCUCACCUGCAACAAGUAGCUGGUCAUCUGAUCGUACUUCUCAAUGAGUCUACAAAAACCAUUCUUUUGUUUUCAUUUGGGUCCAUCAUGUCAAGAACACUUCCAAUAAAUCUUGCUUUCUGAAACAGAAAAAAAAAUGGGCGAGUUCUACAUAGGUUUUCGCAGUUAAUGUUUCUCGCACGGAAUUGCACGAUGGAUUGUGGGAUUGCUUCUGCAGGAUUGUAUUAGCACCCACUCUCGAUAAUUCUUGAAUAUGAGUGAACCUCCCUUUCA
Messenger RNA from Syzygium oleosum, 3146 nucleotides. RefSeq names its product protein STRUBBELIG-RECEPTOR FAMILY 2. The transcript is spliced from 18 exons. Gene Ontology annotation, molecular function: ATP binding; protein binding; protein kinase activity. NCBI's taxonomy places the organism in Eukaryota, Viridiplantae, Streptophyta, Magnoliopsida, Myrtales, Myrtaceae. Bases 725 to 2920 code for a protein of 731 amino acids. The record is from RefSeq and is a predicted model, not a curated record. Gene Ontology annotation, biological process: protein phosphorylation.